GACAUCUAGAUUGCGGCCGAGCAGGGAGCGCCUGGGACGCUGAGAGAAGAAAGAGAGAGAGAGAGAGCUAGAUGUCAUUUACAGGAUACUAACCCAAAAGAUAGAAGGACGCAGCAGAUUGACGCAGCGCACCACGCACGGUCUCUACUUUGGAUGCCUCACUGCUAUCGCCUCCUUGGAGAUGUAGUUGCAUUCUUGAGAAAAUCCCAAGAAGGCAUUUGUUGUUACUAUAGUUGAUGAGAGGAGUGAGAGCUGUUCAGGCUCCGUUUCCUGUUUGCCAGCGCGCCGCAGCUGGCUGAACCCCGCAGGGCGCUCCAACCCCCGGACCCCGAACCCCGAGCCCCGGACCCCUCACCACAACCUCCGGACAAUGUGCGACCUGAUGCCAGCCUCACAGGCCCCGCAGAAGAUCGGGAAAAUGAAAAAGUUGAGGAGAACUUUGUCGGAGAGUUUCAGGAGUAUUGCUUUCAAGAAAGAGGACAGCGGCUUUGAUGAGAUAUGUGUCACAAAGAUGUCCACACGCAGCUGCCAGGGAACAGACUCUGUCAUCAAGCCCCUGGACACCAUACCUGAGGACAGGAAGGUGAGAGUGCAGCGCACGCAGAGCGGCUUCGACCCCUUCGAGAAGCCCGUCAGCCAGGUGAAGAGGGUCCACUCGGAGAACAAUGCCUGCCUCGCCGCCAAGACCACGUCCGCCAGCAAGGAGUCACCCAAACUGCGCCGGCACUCCAGCCCCAGCUCUCCUACAAGCCCCAAGUUUGGAAAGGCAGACUCCUAUGAGAAGCUGGAGAAACUGGGAGAGGGAUCCUAUGCUACAGUUUACAAAGGAAAGAGCAAGGUGAAUGGGAAGCUGGUGGCUCUGAAGGUGAUCCGUCUGCAGGAGGAGGAGGGGACGCCCUUCACCGCCAUACGAGAGGCAUCCCUCCUGAAAGGCCUGAAGCACUCCAACAUCGUGCUCCUGCAUGACAUCAUCCACACCAAGGAGACCCUGACGCUGGUCUUUGAAUAUGUGCACACAGACCUGUGUCAGUACAUGGACAGACACCCUGGGGGGCUCCACCCGGACAAUGUGAAGCUGUUCCUGUUCCAGUUGCUGAGAGGCCUGUCCUACAUCCACCUUAGGUACAUCCUGCACCGCGACCUGAAACCACAGAACCUGCUCAUCGGAGACACCGGAGAGCUGAAACUCGCUGACUUCGGCCUGGCCAGAGCCAAGUCGGUCCCCAGCCACACCUACUCCAACGAGGUGGUGACCCUGUGGUACCGGCCCCCUGAUGUCCUGCUGGGGUCCACAGAGUACUCCACCUGCCUGGACAUGUGGGGAGUGGGCUGCAUUUUCGUUGAGAUGAUCCAAGGAGUGGCUGCCUUCCCCGGGAUGAAGGACAUCCAGGACCAGCUGGAGAGGAUAUUCCUGGUCAUCGGCACCCCGUCAGAGGAGACCUGGCCUGGUGUUAAUUCUCUGCCACACUUCAAACCAGAUCGCUUUACAGUGUACAGCCCCAAGAAGCUCAGACAAGCCUGGAAUAAGUUGGGCUACGUGGACCACGGCGAGGAGUUGGCCUCCAGGUUCCUCCAGUGCUUCCCAAAGAACCGGCUGUCUGCCCAGGCAGCGCUGAACCACGAGUACUUCAGCAACCUUCCUCCGCGGCUCUGUGAGCUGCAGGACAUAUCGUCUAUCUUCACCGUACCAAAUGUCAAGCUGCAGACAGAGAGCGGGGACAGCAUACAGGUGUGUGCGCGCAGGAACAGCCAGGGGAAGGCUUCCUCUGGAGGCAAGCACUGACCUGCUGACAGGCGGCUGCUGUAAAGAAAGCUGAAGACAGAGAUGCUGAGACGGAGCAUCCAGACGAGCGGAGGAGCACCAGUUCUCUUUAUUUAUUACCUUCACAAUGUGUGUGAGUGGGUGUGUGCGUGCGUGCGCGAGUGCCGUGUGCACGAGAAAGCAUAAGCAUCGAGUAUAGAUAUGAAUGCAUGUGAGCAUUAUGAACGGUACCUAAGAUUUCAGGCUAUUAUUUGCAUACGAAUUUUUGUUUACUUUUUAUAAAGUCACUCAUAUAUCACGGUUACAGUAUAAACAAAUGGACUUUACUAUUGGUACAUAGUGUGUUUUGUGUUUGUAACUAGCCUCCUAUUUAAGAAUGUAUAUUUCUAUGUAUGAUAUACUCAUCUAGAAACUAUGUAAUGGACCAUUUUAAUAUUGCUUCAUCUUUUCACCACUUUACUGCUCAUGCCAAGACACACAACUCAACAAACACACAGGAGACGUGCAUACAAGCAAACCUCUUCUAGUAAACAAAAACACUGCAGACCACGAAAUAAUUAGUUUUCCAUUUCUUUCUUACCAGAUUGAACUGUAAUGUGUGGAACCGCAGAGCGAUAGUAAUAAUAAUAAGGUGUUUCUGCUGGUGUAACACAUCCUCUGGCAGCCAUAUUGGAGGUGCUUCUUUAAAACGCUAUUUUACAUGUUAAGAAAUGUUUCAUAUGCAUCUAGUUUAAAGGCUGUACUUCCAUUUAAUGACUGGUGCACGCGGCUGAUAGCUUUAAGCUAGUGGUAAGUCGUGGGUUUGUGUUUUUACUUACCAUUUAAUUAUUGGUGUUUUCCUUAUGGGAAAUAAUAAUAAAAGAUACAUCUGUAAACUGUUGAUACUGCAGAAUACCUCAAACUGCAACCAAGAUCAAUCAUUAUUCUCUGUAUUAAGAGUUUUCCAACAGUUUACAUAACUGUCAAACUUUCCCAGAGGCAAUAAAAGCUAUUUGUAUGUGUGACAUCAUCUCAGUGUAGUCUGUGAGGCCUCUGGGCUGAAGGAAAGAGACUCAUCUGCAUAUACAACGCGCCACACAACACGUACAAAAACUAAAAAGAUCAAAUAUAUUUGCAUAUUUGGUGCACCCAUUAACUAACAAGCCUCACACUUUCUCAUUUGCACUUUGGAAUAGUUGUAGACAGGGGUUUCUAAUAUUUGCUAUUAAUCAUUUUUGUGGACUUUUCAAUAUUUGCAAUGCAACAGAAACGUUUGUGAGUGAAAUAUGAUCAUACCCAUUAGAAUGAUGGCCAAACCCUUGUGGUAAAAUAGUUGAUGUAAUGUUUCAAAUGGACCCCCAUGAGUUCAGUUCAGUCAGCUGGAAGCCCCUCUGACGUAGAAGGUCUCUGCUGGAGAUGUUGACGGUGCACACAUAAGAAACAGGGACAGCACCAACCAGUGUGCAAUAACCUUACUGAGGACAGCUGAAAGUGUGUGUGUGGUUUGUGUUUGUGUGUGUUUUAGUGUAUUAAACACGGGCUAAGCAUUGGUGCUUCCAUCCAUGCAUAUGAGCUAAUGUACAAAGGAUUAAAUACCAAGGCAAUAGUUUGUGUGGCCUGUCGUUGAUUUAGCCCAGGACAAUCCUCCCUUUCACUUUAUCUAAUACCAUCCAAAUAUCUGCAAUAUUCUAUCAGGAUCAGAAGAUUUAUGACAAUAACUGCAGAUUUGUUUAGUUCAUCUGACUAAAUUGAAUGAGUCUUCGUCCGUCUUGCGAGUUAUUCGACUAGUGUUGAUCUGAUAACUACUUGAUUCAAACUUGUCGGUUGUAUUGUUGAGGACUGAAGGAAGUGUUUAGUUUGGAUCAGUGGUCCUAAAGAAUUCUGCCAGCAGCAAUAGUGGAGGCCAAGCAUUCUGCCAAACGGGCCUGAUACGUUUUAAGAUGAAUCAGGAGCUAUUUUUAUCCGGCAAAUUAAACAAGUGUAUGGAUGAGUAAGUUUCAGUGUGUGUAGUGUGUGUGCAGUGUGUGAGAUAUAGGGGUGGUUAACGUUGAUCAAUCCCUCCUCCACAUACAGAGACUGCUCUUACAUGUGUGCCCCUCAACAUCCUACCCUUACUUAACGUUGUCAAACUUUUUAAGACUCAAUACGAAAGUCAGAUGUAUAACGUGAUAUCAUCUGCAAGAAGUUUAUACUAUUUUAUGCUCUUUCUUUUUAUGUUUGGUGUGAAAAUAUCUGAAUAUUACAGCUUAGAUGUAUGGUGAUAAUUGUGAAGUACUAUCAAUACAAUGGCUUCCUCUUUAACAAUAAUAUUGGCACUGCACUGUUGAUUCGCCGAAGAGAGGAGGCUGCAAAUAAACGAUUGAGAACUGUUGAUGGUUAUAAUGUUGCUCCACGGCCUAUCAAACACACUCACACACACAUUUAUAAUAUAGAUGUCUUGCCUGCUAGAUUUCCCUUCAGCUACAGUACAGUGUAACCCUGCAGCCCCCUUUGCUUUGCAGUCUGUUGCAUUCAAGGACAGGGGGGGCAUUCUUCAUGUCUAUCAUUAUAUAACACUCGCGUAAUGUAAUCAUCCCUCUUCUCCAUACCUGCUAUGAAGUGAUAUAUUUCAAAAUGCAUUCCAAAGUUCAGCUGUAACUAAUAUGGGGCUUCCACAGUCUGAGAUAGCCUAACUUGUGGAAGUUAGUUGACACACAUUUCUCUCAAGAAAAAUAGCUCAUAUGUUUCUGUGUUUUUUAAAAUCUUCCAAUGAGUUGGGAGUUCACGAAAAGUAUCAUUUGUAAAGUUUGGCUGAGGUAGAAAACGUAUUGUAUCAACAUAAACAACAUUGACUCAGCAAUGAGAUCAGGAUGUACAUGAAGCUUCACUGAAGAGAGGAAAAAUGAAACCAAAAUAAAUUCUGUAGUAUAUGGAAAGGACUUUGACUAGCAUCUUGUUGUGCUGAAUAUUAUUUGUGGCUGAACUUUGGAUUGGAUUUGUGCGCAGAACAAUGACUGUAGACUUUUCCUAUAACUCUUACAGUAUAACAACUUCAGUUAAGAUUAACAAAAAAUAUAUAUCUGAUCUUAUCAUUUAAAGGAGGGAAAGCAAUGAUGAGAAAGAAUCUGAUCAUGAAGUGCUCUGACUGAGUUCCACAGAGAGGGUAGUGGCUCUGAGGCUAAAUAAACCAUUGAAACCAAAACAGCGUUUUGAAAAUGCACUUUAAAUAAAAAUCAGUUUUCCCUACAUUCCAACCUGUAUGGUCCCUUUUAUGCACUUGCUUUACCCUUAAUGAUAAAUAUAUAUAUAUAAAUAUAAAUACACAUGUAUACAGUGUACUGUAUAACUAUCUUGCUUUUCCUGACGCAAAGCAAACCAGCCCAUCUUACAAAUGUAAAUAUCAUCCCUCGAUUUGAACCUUUACCACAGAUUGAGGAGAGCUCAUAGAAACGCUGUACUGGAAGAUAUCUCGCAGGUUCUUACUGUCAUCCCCAGGCUGAGAUUGUGCGGCAGAAAAAAAGGGGAGGAGAGGGGUGGGUAAAGCUAGCGAAGCGCCAUGACAGAAGAGGGUUAAUACCAUGGAGCUAUGCCUCGUGGCUGGGCAGUGUCGACGGCAGUAUUAGCAGCUGAAUUAUUAUGUUGGCAUGAUUCUCCUUUCGGUGGGGCACACAUCGCUUUGUUUGCCCCUCAACACUCUUACUAGUCUUGUACAAAAACGUAUAUUUUUUAGUCCUGUGUGAGCUGAGUUCCUAAAGGCACUUAAAUGUUAGUCAUAUAUUUCAUUAAAAAAAGUCAAGGAAAGACUGGUGGAGUUGCACAUAUAGCACUGUGACAGAAAACAUGAUAAUACUAGAAAGGUCAUAGGUGGAAAUGGAUCAGUUGGUGACACACCUUCAAUGAAGGCAAAACGUGAUGCUUCCACUUUGUUUGUAUACAGGGUUUCAAAGGUCCCCUUCCCUAAAUGCUAUCAAAGAGAAAUCAUAUCUGUUUUUUGGCUUUCUUUAUCUCGAGGAGGGGGGUGGUCUUGGUAGGAAAAACAUUUGGAACACUUCCAACGUGCAUCCUCGCUGUGCUGAACAAUGAAUCUGUGUUUGCAACUUUUUUCAAUGAAGCUUCUCUUGCGUUUUCUUUUUGUAUGCUGCACUGAAAAUAGAUGAUUUUCACUAGUGGUUUGGAAAACAGAAGUGUUGUCGGUCACUUCAUCCAGUGAACAAUAUAGUAUACAGUAGAAUAGCUGUUGCAUUAUUUGUUACGACCCGUAUGUACUGUUAUUAUGGAAGAUGUAAUGUCCUUCUGUAAAUGUUGUUUAAUGUUGUUUUACCUGAAAUAAAAUGUAUUAAUGCUU
Gymnodraco acuticeps is the source of this 6065-nucleotide messenger RNA. It is a transcript of the gene cdk14, whose product is annotated as cyclin-dependent kinase 14. Gene Ontology annotation, cellular component: cytoplasm; nucleus; cytosol. The transcript is spliced from 15 exons. Gene Ontology annotation, molecular function: cyclin-dependent protein serine/threonine kinase activity; cyclin binding; ATP binding. Bases 371 to 1783 code for a protein of 470 amino acids. NCBI's taxonomy places the organism in Eukaryota, Metazoa, Chordata, Actinopteri, Perciformes, Bathydraconidae. The record is from RefSeq and is a predicted model, not a curated record. Gene Ontology annotation, biological process: protein phosphorylation.